AUGUUAAAACACGAUCCUGUCCGUCUUAAGACCAAAAAGCGCUUUGUGGUGGGUGUUGAUUUUGGUUCCACUGGCUCUGGCUUUGCCAUUGCUCUGGUCAAUGGUGAUGACAUUUUCUCACCAAAAACCUAUGAGUGUGCUCCAAAUGAAACUUAUCGCAAGAAUCUUUCUGCCAUCAUGUACGAUCGUGGUGUAAGGUUUCAAUACGGAUUCAGAGCUCAAAAUACUCAUUUCUACGCUGAUGAUGAUGACGAUAAGGAGAGUAGUGAUGGAGAAGAAGCUACUCGUUCCACAAGUAGUGCUCCCUCAUUGAUUAGUGCGAAGUCCUUCGAAGAGAAAGACCGGAGAGAGUACUUUACAGAUCUCAAGCUCAAGUUUAUGCAGAAUCCAGAAAGUGAGUAUGUGGUAGAUAGGGUGACACUCACGAAAAAGUCAAUUGUCGACAUUAUUGCAGACUAUCUGGCCAUGCUGUUGGAACAUAUUAUGCAACUUCUUCACAACGCUGAUAGCUCGGCUACGAUGCAAGACAUUAGAUGGUGUUUUUCUGUUCCUUCUCAUUAUGACGAGAAGAAGAUCCACUUAAUGAGAGAAAUUGCUUACAAAGCCAAGUACAUUUCAAAUGUCAAUGCUCCUGAGGAUGACUUUAUGAUUGUCACUGAACCAGAAGCAGCCUCCAUAUAUUGUUUGAAAAACAUGGCGCAGAUGAAAAAAGGUGUAAAGGAAGGUGAAACCUUCAUGAUCAUGGACGCAGGUGGUGGUACAGUCGAUAUCACUUGUUAUGAAAUGAAGAAAGGCCGUCUUCGUGAGCUCACCAUUCAAAAUGGUAAUAUUUGUGGAUCCAAAAAGCUUGAUGAAGAAUUCAUGAAGGUAUUGGAUGAGAACUUGGAUAGCGGAUUCAUCACCUUCAAAAGGGAUUUUCCUGAAUCAUUGUUAAAAUUACUACAAUAUUGGGAAGACAAGAAGAGAAACGUGAAGGUGAUGGACAAGAUUAAAGUUGAAGCUCCACCAGCCAUGGACAAAGUGGACAAUGCAUAUCCAUCUUCAGGCUUUUUCAACAAAACAAGAAGAGGAAAUAACAUUUCACUAUCAAAGGAGCAUGUGCAAAGAAUCUUUGACAAGGUCGUUCCUAAUAUUUUACGUUUAGUGGAUGAUCAAGUUGAACAAUUCAAGAAGGAAAAUCGCGAUCGAAAGGUGGAUUACCUGUUCAUGGUGGGAGGAUUGAGUGAUAAUCUAUACCUUCAAGAUAUGAUCAAAACUCAAUAUGGAAGUAUGUUUAAGGAUAUUGUCUUCCCAACAUGCAGUGGGAAUUCUGUCAUUCAGGGAGGUGCCUUAUUAGGAAAAGAUCCAAGUCUUAUUCGUUCAAGAAGAGCAAAACUUACCUAUGGUAUUAGUGUGAUGGACGAUUUUGAUCCAGAACAUCACCCAGAAUCCAAAUAUUACUAUGAGGGAGGCCGACAUUUAUGUAAAGACAUUUUCGAAGUCUUUGUUGAAAGAGGACAGGAAGUUGAUGAAGAUCAUACCAUUCAGAAAGAAUAUGAUGCAGUGAAUGACCAUGUUACAAUUCGUUUGUUCAGUUCUCCUUACAAGGCAAAGGAUGUACCAUUUGUUGACACUGUUGGUCGAAUUCAACAUCUGGAAGAUAUUAUAAUCCCAUUUCCUGACAAAACUUCGAAUGACAAGAGAAUCAUUGUCAAGAUGCAAUUCGGAAAGGCAGAGAUAUUGAUUACAGCUGAAAAUGCCCAGGGACAAAAGAAAGAGGUUCAAAAGAAAUUCGAACAGGAAUCCUUGUCGCUCAUUAAAUAA
This is a messenger RNA of Naegleria fowleri, 1803 nucleotides long. RefSeq lists its product as uncharacterized. The transcript has a single exon. Bases 1 to 1803 code for a protein of 600 amino acids. Gene Ontology annotation, molecular function: ATP binding; ATP-dependent protein folding chaperone. The record is from RefSeq and is a predicted model, not a curated record. Lineage: Eukaryota; Heterolobosea; Eutetramitea; Acrasida; Naegleriidae.